GGAACGAAUAGCGAAAUAAGUCUUGUGGGAUAUUAUGUAGCCUGAAGCCUGCUUUACUGCCUGCAGCUGUUGCAUGGAGAGAAGCGCGCGGCCGCGUCGGACCUGGAACAGCGCCAGCAAAAUCCAGCUUCCUCCCAGUUCCUCAAACGGUACAGCUGUUUAUAAAGGCAGAGCAAGACGUAGCGGAGCCGUGAAUAACAAGACAGAACGUUUGGUAAACACUCAGGACGAGGGGGAAAAAGAUCAAAUCUCUGUUUGUCUAAACGACAACAUUUUAGGGAUGAAGUCUUUUCUAGGAGUGGUCAUGGCGCUCGUGCUUGUGACAGCACAGGGGAGAAAACCAAAUCACGGCAACUGCGUUGAUCAGUACUGCGUUACUGUGCAUACAGAGGCUGUGGAUUUUAAUUCAGCACAAAAGUCCUGUGAUGAUAAAGGAGGUCAUUUAGUCACUGUCCGAACCAUGGCGGUAAACAGUGUCAUUUCAGAUCUGUUAACUGGAUAUACUGGAAACUUCUGGAUGGGUUUAAGGUACAUGAAGGACUUCUGUGCAGAAUCAACUCAGGAUCUGAAAGGAUACACGUGGAUAACUGGAGAUGAAGCAACUAGUUUCACAAACUGGAAAAACCAGGAACGGAUCUGCUCUCAGAGAUGUGUAUCACUAUCUAAAGAUGAUCCAAAAUGGACAGAACGAUACUGUAAUCAUACAAUUGAAGGAUAUUUGUGUGAGUACAAUAACAUCCAAAAGUGUAGACAACUUUUGUCACAGGUUCUGUAUGAAACUCCUUUUGGAUUUGCCAGAGAGGAUCUACAAGAAGUGCCCCAUGGUAGCAAUGCAACAAACAAACAUCUGGGAACAAAAUACAUUUGUUUUGAAGGCACUUGGAUGAAAGCACCUUGGAACUGUGAAGUUUAUAAAGGAGGCUGUGAACAUGGCUGCAGGAAGUGGAAUGAAACAUUUAUUUGCACUUGCCCUCCAGGCUAUAAACUUGAAAGUAAUGAAGUCCGUUGUAGCAAGGUACAGAAUGACCCAAGCAAAUUGUUCUCAAGAUGUCUGCAAGCAAAUUGUUCUCAAGAAUGUGUAGUGAAGGGAAAGAAUUAUGUUUGUCAAUGUCGUAAUGGAUAUGAACUUGGUGAGGAUGGAAAGACCUGCAAAGAUAUUGACAAGUGUUCUAAUAAAAUACUGUGUCCAGAUGAAAAUUCCUACUGUAUCAACACUACUGGUGGUUUUGAGUGUCUCUGUAAGAAUGGCUUUACAAAGGAAAACGACACAUGCAAAGAUGAUAACGAAUGUUCUUCUGCACCUUGUGAACACACAUGCAAUAACACCAUAGGUAGUUAUCAUUGUGAAUGCUUCAAGGGAUACAAAGUGUCAUCAGAAAACAGACACAAAUGUACACUUUAUUGUCCACAAUGGGAAUGUCCAGCUAUAGAGUGUGACCUUCACAAACCUUUUCAAUGUAGCUGUCCUAAUGGCUUCAUUCUAGAAGAACAGCUUAAUGGUAACGUUUGCACUGAUAUAAAUGAGUGUGAUGCACAAGUAUGUGACCAAAAUUGCAAAAAUAUUCCUGGAGGCUUUAACUGUUCUUGUGAGGAAGGAUUUCGUCUCGUUGGUCAAACAGAAUGUGUCAAGACAGAAGAAUUAAGCACGACACCAUCUAUUGGCACCAUCAGACCUACAAGCAGGUCUCCCCCUUCGUUCAUCUCAGUUGGAGGUAUUCUUGGAAUAAUUCUGUGCACUCUCAUGUUAAUUCUGCUGAUGGUCUGCGUCAUUCAUCACUGUAUGACGCGCUGCGGGAAAAUUACUACAGACAAAAGCCACAGCAAAGAUGUGCAUGCUUUGCAGCAAGUCACUACAGAAAAAUAUGUCAAAAAACAAUCUAUCACAAAUGUUAAUUACAAUUAAAAUUGAAAUGAGGAAUUAUAUUAUACUAGUAAGUUUAUACAAAUACUUACAGAGUUAGAGUUAGGAAUUUCAGAAAUACACUAGGACUUUUUUAAGUAAAAAAAAAGGAAAAAGGAAUAUUACUCAUCUCAUCUCAUCUCAUUAUCUCUAGCCGCUUUAUCCUUCUACAGGGUCGCAGGCAAGCUGGAGCCUAUCCCAGCUGACUACGGGCGAAAG
This is a messenger RNA of Neoarius graeffei (lesser salmon catfish), 2119 nucleotides long. It is a transcript of the gene thbd, whose product is annotated as thrombomodulin. Gene Ontology annotation, molecular function: extracellular matrix protein binding; extracellular matrix binding; calcium ion binding. Gene Ontology annotation, cellular component: extracellular matrix; external side of plasma membrane. Gene Ontology annotation, biological process: cell migration. The transcript has a single exon. The record is from RefSeq and is a predicted model, not a curated record. NCBI's taxonomy places the organism in Eukaryota, Metazoa, Chordata, Actinopteri, Siluriformes, Ariidae. Bases 74 to 1903 code for a protein of 609 amino acids.